Molecule: messenger RNA, 1920 nt
Organism: Moneuplotes crassus
Lineage: Eukaryota; Ciliophora; Spirotrichea; Euplotida; Euplotidae
Source: the annotation of a GenBank genome assembly
UAAUAACAUGGAGAUCUACAGGUAGGCUUUUUCACAGUUUUCUUCCAGGCUAAGCUUCCAGGUUGAUUGUGUGCCUGGAUCUGGAGGUUUUGUGGGGGGUUAGGAGCGUUCUGAUGUGGUGAUAGAUUUGACAACUCGAACAGAGAGAAUAACUGUUAUAUUAACUCUGUAAUGAAUUUGUACAUGAGAGUGGAAUCGAUGAGGGAACCUCUAGAGAAGCUCGCACAGACUAUAACCUCUGAAAUGAAAAGUUUGAAUGUAACUACCAAAGAAAUCCUUCUACUUAUGAGAGACGCUUUUCAAGAUGCCCAAAUGUAUCAGGAAAAAGAUGAUAAUCCUGAUAACAAAUUCUUCAGCAUCCAAAAGCUAUGCAGCCUCCGUGAGACUAUGAGCAUUAAUUACCCCAAUAGCUUCAGGUUAAAGGAGCCCAGUGACGCACAACUCUUCCUCGCGUUGUUGCAUCAACUUUUUCAAGAAACUGACCUGAACGAGCUAGUACAGAGCACUUAUAAAAUGUCAUAUCUUUCUCCGGAUGAAGACAAUAUUGGAGGAUUGAAAGAGAGACAUACUUUCUUUCUAACCAUUCCUGCAGAUGAGAUUGCUGUUGCAAGCACACUCAUAAAAACAAACCCAAAACUGAGUCUGAAGCAUAAGCUAAUAAAGAUUGCUAAACAUACCCUAGGAAGCCAACCAGGAUGAGAACUUGAAGCUAUUAAGAAUAUCUGCAAAGACGAGGAAACUUUUAUAGAGCAAGAACCAUUGAACCUAAUCAGAGAGCCACCGAAAAUUAUAACUUUUUAUCUACAGUAUGGCGAAUUUUUCAAUGCUGUUGAUUGAGACUUUCCAAGCAGAAGAGCAAUGAUCAAUCUGCCGCCUCCUUCGUUCCAUCUAUUCGAACUUUUCAUUCCAUCCUAUGAUAGCUCAAAUCUUUCUUUAAGUUCAAAUACAUUUUCAACUAUCCAAGAAUCUGACGAAUAUGAAUUCUUUGGUUUUGUUGGCUACUAUGGCUUCCACUACAUGGCCUUUGUCCAAGAGAAUGGUAUAUGGCACUCUUGAGAAGACGAAAACCAUAAGGUAUUGGGAGGAUACGAGAAGAUGGUAAAUCACUGAAGGAAAAAUAAAGUCAUCCCCUACCUGAUUUUUUACCAGGUCAAGCCACGCAGACUUACAGAAAGUACAAAAGUAACUGAAGAAGUUAAACUUAAUGGAGAAGAGUCUGGAAAUACGAUAACUACAAUAACAGAGGAAACUAAGGAAAGGUCAAGUGGGUCUGAACCAAGGCUUAGAAAACUUGAAUCAAUCCCUCGACAUCUUGAGGGCCUUGAUGAUAUCGGAGAAGUCGAAGAAGAUUUAGAAACUACAGAAACUGGAACUCAAGAUAAUAGGUUUUCCCUUCAACAGGAGGUCAAAAGAAUUGAUAAAAAGCUGCCUGAUAUGCUUAAAAGUGAGAACAAAGUCACUUUUAAAACAAUCCUAGCAAAAUGCCAAUUUCUCAACCAAGAUAUUAACUCGAUUAAGCAAUCAGAUGACAUUUCUUGUUCAAAAUAACUCAAAAAACUCCGAACUCCCAGUCUCAAGUCUUCAUUUCUCAAAACCCCUAUCAUCUGAAGCCCUCGAAGAAACCAAACAGCCUGCCUUACACUCCCACAACAGCUGUUCCCAGCCCCCUAUUCUCCCCCUUCUCACCUCCCCAACCCCCCAAAAAGACCCUCACUACAACGCAAAUUCCCUUUCUUCAAAAUCCCAAAAAUCUCAAAAAUCUUCUGAGUCUUCUAAAACCCCGCCUACGAAGAAAAGAAUUUCUGACCGCCAAACUAAGCUGCAGGAUGGAAAGGAGCCGAUGAAGAAGUGAAAUUGAACUGUGUUUUAAGUGCAUAGGAACCAGGUUUUGGGGGUUAAAGGGACUUUGGUAACCAAGAU